AAUGUACCCCAUUUGCAAGUAAAAAAUGUCGGACAUUUUGUUUCCUUUUUGAUUGGAAUGAAGAAAUUGUAAAAGAAAGUGAGUAAUUCAUUUGACCUUGACCUUCAUAAACAUGGAGUUGACGGUUGAACAGCUGGCAUCGAGGUACGAGAGACUGAGAAAUGAGGAUGUGUACAAGGACGUUACCCUGACGUCACAUGACAGUGUCGUUUCAGCUCACAAAUGUAUUUUAUCCAUUGGUAGCGAAUUCUUCCACUUGUUGUUUAGGCAGGCAGAGAGGAAGAGGGACAUGUUUCACAGAUCAUCGUUUGAGUUGGUAGGUCUGUCACCUGAGGAUGCAAAGCACCUGGAGGCGGUCAUUGAUUUCCUCUACAGCGGCAUUAUAUACAUGAAUAACGUAAACUUUACUGCGAUCAUAAAACUAGCAGAUUAUCUCGCUAUAGAAGAACUAUUUGACCUGGCCGAGAAGUACCUUGAAAUGAAUGUCACAAAAGAAAAUUGUCUCAAGUUCUAUUUGGACAUGAAGAAAGCCUUUGAUGCUGAUACAUCUAAGGGAUCCAGCAGUUCUAACAGGAAGUCCGAAGAUUUGUUGAAAAUGGUCUGGGAAACUGUUGAGGCCAACUUUUAUGACCAUGUUAUUGAUCAUCAUGAAUUCCUAGAGGUGAUUCCAGACGUGAUAGAAGAACUGUUACAGAGGAACUUUGUUUUACAGAAAGUGCUGAAACUUGCUGUCAGGUGGAUGAAAACAUGGCCUCUAGGAGUCACAUUGGCAGAGAAUUUGGUAAAUAUUACACACAGUAAAUUGAAUACUAUAUCAGAAGAGAAACUCACUGAUAAAAGUAAAGCUGACAUUGUUGCUUUGGUAACAACAAUUAGAGAAGAGGUCAAGUUGAGAACAGUAUCGGAGAGUAAUAUGGGGAGUAUUCUGAGGAAACUCGGAGAAAUUCAGGCCGUCUUUGAUAGCAAUUACAAUCUUAUUGAAUCAGAAGAAGAAAAAGUAUCAACGGACAAUAAAGAUGAAACACAAGGUGUUUCUAUGGAAACAGAUACUGAAGCACAGUGUGCAGCUGAUAAGACUGAGGAUAAAAUGGAUGAAUCUAUUACAAACAAUACUGAUAAUUCCAAAGAUAAAGUAGAAAGUGAGGCAGACGUUUCUGUCAUUAGUAACAAUACUGAAAGUGAGCCAGGGAGUGGACUGGUAAUUAAUAAACAUCAAAAUAAUGAUAAAGACAAAGGAAAGAGUGAUUUUAAAGAAAUGGCUGAUGAUAGUGAUAUAGAUUGCAAGUUAGGUAAAAAGUCAUUACCAAGAACUAGGUCAAAGUCAAGAAGAUCCACUGAUGAACAAAUUCAGAAAGAUAUUACUGUCAGUGUUAACAAGGUUAAAACAGUAGAGAAAGAUUGUAUAGGUGGGCAUGAAAAAAACGAAAUUGUUAUAUAUGUAGAUGAUAUAAAGGAAGAAAAUGGUAAAACGAAUGUCGAAACUUUGGAACAUGUGGCGAGAGGGUUAAAGGGAGUUGGUCCCGACUGUGUUGGAUUGACGGAGAGGAUCAAAUUGGAUGGAACAGAAGUUGAUGUUUCAGCAAGUGGAGAAAACUCUGAUGCAAAUACACAAGAAAAGGGUGAAGAAGCAGAGUCUACUCUUCAUGACAGAGUUGCUGAAUGUCUCAAACUCCAAAGAGUGGUAAAAGAAGAAAAGGACAACAAUGGAACCCAACUGACUAAAAUUAAACCCGCUAAAGGUAAAAGAAAACGAGGUAGACCAAAGAAACAUGUUGAUACAGAAACAGAAUAUGAGGAGUCAAAAGAAGACACAACAAUAGGUACUAGAAGAAAGACGAGAGGGGUGAAGCGGAAAAUUGUGGACUAUAACUAUGGAUUGUCGGACUCGGAUGAUGACGAAACUGUCGUUAAGGUUGAAGUUGAAGUUGUAAAUGAAGGGGAGUUUAUGAUCGAAGAAAGCCAAGGGACUGAGUCUGAAUGUGAUAAAGAAAUAAGAAGCGAUGUCGAAGGUGAUAGUGAAGAUGAUUACUCUGAGGACAUCUUUGCUGAGGCUUUAAAACAAGCAUCUGGUUUUGACAUGCUUGAAUCGGAAGAUUCAAAACCCUUGAGAAAAAGACAGCCUAGGAAACCUGGCCAUCAUGAGUGUGAAAUAUGUGAAAAGGUGUACUCACAAAAGUACCGGCUUACACAGCAUAUGAAUACACAUUUAGGAAUAAAACCGUACAAAUGUGUAGUAUGCUUGCAGAAUUUUAGUCGGUCCGACCAUGUAGUACGGCAUAUGAAAAGUCAGCAUUGCGAUAUGGAUUUGUUCAAGUGUGAUGAAUGUGAUGAAGAAUUUGAAAAAGUGAACGAAAUGGUUACGCACUCUUUAAUUCAUAUUCCGCAGCCUGGAUAUGCCAGUGAAAAGUAUACAUUAUUUACAGAUGCAGAAAAAGAAUUUAUAGCAAUAUCAACACACGAGACUGGGAAACAGCAAUAUAAUUGUAUCAAAUGCAAUGUGAUAUUCAGAAGGCCUUACCAAGCACGAGAGCAUAUAAAUUUCCAUACAGGCAGUAAACCCUAUAAAUGUAAUUUAUGUGACAACACUUUUGCUAAGAAAGAAAAUUUAACGGCGCAUAUAAGAACUGUGCAUGAAGGAAAGCGAGGCGACUUUAAGUGCGAUAAGUGCCGUCGAUAUUUCAUGAAGAAGGAGAGUUACGAAGUUCAUGUUGAAAAAUGCCAACCAAAUUAUGUCUGCGAACACUGUCCAUUGAAAUUCUACCGGAAAACGCAUUUAGAUAAUCAUAAAUCAGUGCACGAUCUUGUCCCCCAACAUAAAUGUCUACAUUGUGACAACAUGUAUAGGUAUAGGAAACACAUGUUACGACAUAUUAAAAAAGAUCACAAACACGAGGUGGAGACACCGGUGCCUUGUAUAUGUGACAUAUGUGGGGUAGUUGUAAAGAACAAAGAGGCAUUGUAUCGACACAAGAAGGUUCAUAAGAUGCCAGACAAAGAAUGCGAUGUCUGUGGGAAGGCCUUCAAGGAUAAUACAACACUUAAGGAUCAUAAGUUAAUGCAUACAAACAUUCGAGACUACCAGUGUGAGAUUUGUUCCAUGUUGUUUGCACGGAAAGGUAAUCUUAUACGGCACCAGAAACGGCAUCGUGGCGAGCGCAAGUACAAGUGUGAGCAGUGCGGGAUGUGCUUUGUAGCAAACUGCGACCUGACAAGACACAAGAACACCCAUUUAGGUGUUAAGAAGUUUCCAUGUCGUUAUUGUGGUAGAAAAUUCAGCCUGAAAAGUAAAGUAGUUAUACAUGAGAGGACUCAUACAGGUGAGAGACCAUACGUUUGUAGAGACGAGGGAUGCGGGAAAACAUUUAAGCAGACUGGGGACCGAGUCCGACACGAGAAAAAGGUCCACAGUCUGACAUUUAACAAAUACAUGACAUUGUACGAACUUGCAACGGGCGAGUCGGAAGACAUCUACAAGCAAACAGACAAUAAGGCUCCUACAAACAAAGUGACAACCCUCCCGGCAAACCCAAGUUAUGAAAUACCAGCCGAUUUAAAGUUGGGUGCAAAUAUGAACAUUAAUAUGGAUUUAAACUCAAGUCAAGUGACAGAUUUAACUGUCAACUUGAGCUCUAGUCAGGCCUCCGGCAAGAGUGAGAAGCCAUUGAACGAUGAAGGUUCCGGUCAGAUAAACGGUUCAAGCCCCGCCCAAGCUGCUAACUUUACAGCAAGCAGUCUCGCUGCAUUAGAUAAAAGUAUAAUAAACGCUGCGACUGCCAGUUUUACUCCAAAUAUGAAUAAUUCAUUCAUCGAGGAGGCCGAAAUGAGCAAGAUAUUUCAGAAAACUGUGGCGGCCAUAAGCCAAGAGGCUAUUGCAAAAAGUGGUAUAUAUAACUGAGACUGUACCAUUAGGUUGGUAUAUAUAAUUGAGACUGUACCAACAGGUUGGUAUAUAUAACUGAGACUGUACCAUUAGGUUGGUAUAUAUAAUUGAGACUGUACCAUCAGGUUGGUAUAUAUAACUGAGACUGUACCAUUAGGUUGGUAUAUAUAAUUGAGACUGUACCAUUAGGUUGGUAUAUAUAAUUGAGACUGUACCAUCAGGUUGGUAUAUAUAAUUGAGACUGUACCAUAAGGUUGGUAUAUAUAAUUGAGACUGUACCAACAGGUUGGUAUAUAUUAUUGAAACUGUACCAUUAGGUUGGUAUAUAUAAUUGAGACUGUACCAUCAGGUUGGUAUAUAUAUAUAACUAAGUCUGUACCAUUAGGAAAUUUGUUUACAUACGGGGAAGUUUUGUUUGGUUGAGACAUCGACGUCCCCUUAAGCUUUUCUGGAGCAUAAGUCAGUCAUUAUAAGUCGGAUUGUCUUCAAACUUGGUAUGCAUGCUUCUUAUAAUGACCUGAAGUACAGUGCACACGAACCGGUACUCUGCAUUUCAUAUUUUUUGAGUUAUUGCCCUUUGUUAAUUUUCAUACUUUAUUUUUGUCCAGGCCAUUUCUCCUAAAGUAUAAAAGCUAUGGACAUGAAACUUCAUAGGAUGAUAGAUCUCAGUAAGAAAAAGUGCAGUGCUAAAGAACCGGUACUCUGCAUUUCUUAUUUUUUGAGUUAUUGCCCUUUGUUUAUUUUCAUACUUUAUUUUUGUCUGGGCCAUUUCUCCUAAAUUAUUAAAGCUUUGGACAUGAAACUUCAUAGGAUGAUAGAUCUCAUUAAAAAGAAGUGCAGUACUCUGCAUUUCUUAUUUUUUGAGUUAUUGCCCUUUGUUAAUUUUCAUACUUUAUUUUUGUCCAGGCCAUUUCUCCUUAAGUAUAAAAGCUAUAGACUUAAAACUUCAUAGGAUGAUAGAUCUUAUUGAUAAGAAGUGCAGUGCACAGAAACUGCAGCUCUGCACUUCUUAUUUUUUGAGUUAUUGCCCUUUGUUAAUUUUCAUAUUUCAUUUUUGUCCUGGCCAUUUCUCCUAAACUAUAUUGUUCACAAGGCAACACAUCCGACUCGUGGAGUUCUAGUUAUAAUUUUAAUUAUAAUCUAUUUUUUUUGUUUAAUCAUUGUUGUAUUUUUGUUAAAAACAGCUAAAAUAUGUUUUUUAUAAGAAAUAUCCAUUCUCUUAUAUGCUGCUCUUUUUUAUUGAUACUUGGAUGUAUUGUUUAUUUUAUUUUACUAUUCUUAAAAUGAAAAAGAAUUAUUAUUUAAAAGAGCACUACCAAAAUAGAGAUUAUAAGUUAUAAUUAAAUUAAUGCAUUUUCGUAAGCAUAUUUCUGUUAAGCCUGCUGAAGUUAUUCAAGAACAAGUUCACAAUUUCAUAAAUUUAAUAACUCAAAAUAGGAAUUAGAUAAGUAACUAUUAAAAGUCUUCACUUUAAACUUCGGUCACACACAUCAUAUAAUUAAGGUUCUCCUGCAAGACUCAUAACUUUUUAGAAUAGAUUUCUACAGAGUAUACUUCCUUAUUAAAGCUUAGAAAAUUCCUACAUGGCCAAGGCUUGUGAAUAGACAGGCACACUGUUUUUAUGCUCCCCGAAAAAUUUCGGGUGAGCAUAAUUAUAGUCGGCGCCUUGUCCGUCUUUCUGUCCGUUGUCUUGUCCGGAGCAUAACUUGAAAACCCUUGGAGAUAAUUUGUUGAAACUUCAUACAGUGGUAGAGGGCAUUGAGGGGGAGUGCAGUGUCAAAGAACCAUAACUCUAUUUUGCCCGGUUUUUGAAUUAUCUCCCCUUAUAGAAAAAUCUUGUCCGGGGCAUAACUCUAAAACUGUAAGAGAUAUCAACAUGAAACUUUGUAGGUGAAUAGAUCUCAAUGGGUAGGUGUGUAGUGCAUAAGAACAAUCACUCUUUUUGUCCUAAUUUUGGAGUUAUUGCCCUUUGUUAAUUUUAACACUUUGAACUUUGUCCGGAACAUAACUCUAAAACUAUAAGAGUUAUCAAGAUGAAACAUUGUAGGUAGAUAGAUCUCAUUGAGUAGAGGUGCAGUGUAAAAGAACCAUAACUCUGUUAAGCCUCAUUUUUUAAUUAUCUCCCCUUUUAGAAAAAUCUUGUCCAGGACAUAGCUGUAAAACUAUAAGAGAUACCAACAUGAAACUUUGUAGGUAGAUAUAUCUCAAUGGGUAGAUGUGCAGUGCACAAGAAUCAUAACUCUGCCUUGCCUAAUUCUGGAGUUAUUGCCCUUUGUUUAUUUUUACUUUUUUGAAGUUGUCCGGGACAUAACUCGGAAAUCAUAAGAGAUAUCAUCAAGAAACUUUGUAGGUUGAUAGAUCACAUUGAUUAGAAGUGCAGUGCAAAUAACAGUAACUCUGCCUUGCCUAAUUUUGGAAUUAUUGCCCUUUGAACUUUUUCCAGGGACAUAACUCUGAAACUACAAGAGGUGUACUUUCCUGUGUCCAAAACCUAUCGGGGAGCAUCACCCGGCUCAAACCGGGCUCUUGUUUUAUGAAAUUUAUUAAUUAAAAACUAUGUUAUUGCCUUAUUAAUAUACUUUUAAAACUUCAUGUAAAUUAUGGGAAUGGAUUUAUGAAAUGUUUUUCAAUGCAAUUAUAUUUAAAUGCAAUGGUUGAUGAUAAAGGGGAAUGAAAUUGAUUUUAUUUUGAUUUUUUUAAUGAAAUUUGUCUUUUUUAUUGAUUUUUUUUGUUUGUUUUAGGAUUAUGAAACUUCUAUUUUGUAAUUAUAUAGAAAAGCAACUUUUCAACAAUAUAUUUAUAUAGAAUUUGUUGCUCAAAUGUGAAAUUUAAUUAAGUUUAACAUCAAAUUUUUGCAAAUUGAUAAGAUAAGUAGCUUAUCCCAUUCUAAUGGUUAAUGAUUUUUUAAGAAAAAAUAAUUGCUACUGAAAUUUUGAGAGCACUCAUUUUUAAAAUGGUUUCUAAUAAUUUAUAUUUAUAUUAGUGUUUUUAACUCUUUUAAACUUUGCUGUUUAUGUUUAAUAAUUUUUAAAUACAUAAAGCAAGUAACCCUUUUAAAAUUGCUGGAAAUGACAGUUUUUGCCUUGAUCAGGCUCUACAUUUUAGGUUGCUCAAUUUUUAUAUUUUGAUAUGGAAAUCUCUACUAUUUCAAAUGGACUGUUCCAUAUUCGAGGUUGUACAGGUUAGGGUUAUUGCAUAUAUUUAUUAAAUGUACUUGCUUACUUAAUUCAUCAUUUUUUUUAAUUAAUUAAUCAUUUAAUUGAUUUAUUGAUCAGAUUAUAUGUUGUAUCAACACCCUAGUAUCCCAGCAAUAAUGAUGUAUGAUUUAUUAGUUAAUUUAUUAUAUGUAUUAAUGUUAAUAUUAUAAAUUGUUUAAUAAUCAUAUUUCACAGUUUUAAAUUGUUAUUUUGGUUGGGUUUGGUUUUAAGUCACACCAACACAGUAAAGGUCAUAUCGUGAUUUUCCAGCUCUUUACUGAUGGAGGAAGUCAAGAGCACCUGAGUAGAACCACUGACGUAAUUUAGUUGGAUAGCUUUCUCACAUGAAAGAAUCUGAAAUCUCUGACGAGAUUCUAACUUACACUGAUGAAAGGCAAAUGGUUUGAAGUCAAGGACUGUUGUUAAGAAAUAAUGGAUAUUCAACAAUAUUUGAUCAGUUAUUAAAAAAAUGAGCUGAUUAAAAAACCAUAAGAAGAAAAGUAAAAGGUUUUGAGCACAUGGUGAUUUAUUUAUUUCUUUCAUAUAAAAGAUCCAUAUUUUCAUUAUUUAUAAUUGUAUGAAAAUAUCUAUGUGUUAUUGUUUAAACAACAAUAUUUGUUAUCAAAAUAUCAGAGAUUUUCAGUAUGUAAUUGUAUCAGCAGUGGGAGUGAAUACUACCAGCUGUGUGUUAUAAUAUGUUAAUUUGAGAAAAUUAUGUUAGUAAUUGUAUGUUAAUAUGAAAAUUACUGCACAAUUUUAAUAGAUAAAGGACAUAUUUUAUGAAAGGUUGUUAAAGAAAGGAGUGAACAAUUCUUAACUAUUUUGUUAUUGUAUGUAUAUCUCUAUGUCUUCUGCCUAUACAUACGUUGUAUGUGUGUGCUGUAAACAUAUAUUGUAUGUUUAAUGCAAUAAAUUUAUUUGAGUUUUAGUAUUAAACUCAUUCCAUUUUGUAGAGUAAAUGUAACUUAGCUUUUGUUAGUGUUGUAUUUUAGAUCAUUAUAAUUAUACCAAUAAUAAACUUGUGAAACUUAU
This is a messenger RNA of Ruditapes philippinarum (Manila clam), 8109 nucleotides long. RefSeq lists its product as uncharacterized. The record is from RefSeq and is a predicted model, not a curated record. Gene Ontology annotation, molecular function: RNA polymerase II cis-regulatory region sequence-specific DNA binding; DNA-binding transcription factor activity; protein binding. Lineage: Eukaryota; Metazoa; Mollusca; Bivalvia; Venerida; Veneridae. The transcript has 10 exons. Bases 113 to 3895 code for a protein of 1260 amino acids. Gene Ontology annotation, biological process: regulation of transcription by RNA polymerase II.